UCAGUAGCAAGAAAAUACCUAUCUGCAGUCCGCACAUGGCAUAUAGCACAAGGAUGGCAACCCUCGCUAACGCCAGAUCAUUUCACGUGCAUAAACUGGUCACUCCGAGGAAUGGAAAACCUACAGGGGACAUGCCACAAACCAGUCAGGCCCCCAAUUACCAUCCGCAUGGUAUUGGCCAUCAAAGCCACUCUACAGAUAGACCAGCCAUUCGAUGCGUGCAUCUGGGCGAUGUUGAGCUGCGCAUUCUUUGGAAUGAUGCGGUUCAGUGAAGUCGCUGUCAAGUCACGCACCAGUUUCGACAAAUUGAAACAUAUCACGCAAAAGGAUGUUCAUUUCGGUGUCGACCUAGCCAGAAAACCAUACGCCAGACUUGACCUACCACAAGCCAAGACGGCAAAGUCAGGAGAAACUCAAUCAGUAUUCAUAGUGGAGCAAGGAGAACUC
This is a messenger RNA of Suillus paluster, 447 nucleotides long. RefSeq lists its product as uncharacterized. The annotation marks the transcript as partial. The transcript has a single exon. The record is from RefSeq and is a predicted model, not a curated record. NCBI's taxonomy places the organism in Eukaryota, Fungi, Basidiomycota, Agaricomycetes, Boletales, Suillaceae.